AUGCCGCCACGUCCUCGGGCAGCUGGAACGGAGAGCGGGAGCUGAGAAGCACCGCGCGGGAGCUGAGCAUCUACCUGGCUUUCCUGGUGUCCCUCUGCAUCCUGACGUUUGGCAUGGUGAGCACGGACAUGUACUACCUGAACAAAGUCAUGUCCUACCUCUUCCUGGAGCCUGCCUCUGCUGACGACUCCAGGAGAGGUUUCAGCAGUAUUGGGAGCAGAGAUGACUUCUGGAGGUUUGCAGAGGGACCACUGUUGGAUGGACUCUACCAGGACGGAGGGUCUAACAACACGACUUCAGCCUUCCAGUACAACCACCUUAUUCACUCUGAGAAUUUGCUGCUGGGGGUAGCCCAGAUUCGGCAGCUGAAGGUGCACAACAACAGCUGCUCCAUCCACCCCUCCCUGCGUCCCUUCCUGAGAGACUGCUACAGUGAAUAUCAUUACUGGGCUGAGGACAGGUCUAGCUUUGGUCCAAAGAACGGAUCUGAGUGGCACUAUAACUCAGCCCCCUCGUUGACCCCGUGGUACUGGGGCUUGGCAGGCCUCUACAGCAGUGGAGGGUAUGUGUUCACCUUACCUAAAUCCAAGCAGGAGAGCAUGGAGAAGCUGGUGUUCCUCAGGCAGAACAGCUGGCUCACGAGAGGAACCAGGGCUGUGUUUAUCGACUUCUCCACAUACAACGCUAACGUAAACCUCUUCUGUGUGACCAGGUUGGUGGCAGAGUUCCUUGCCUCUGGCUGUGUUCUCACCUCCUCACACAUCUACUCUGUGAAGCUCUUCAGAUACGUCACCCCCUACGAUUACUUCCUGGCUUUUUGUGAAAUCUCCUUUUGCCUCUUCAUCAUGACAUUCAUGAUUCAGGAAGCUGUAAAAAUUGCAGAACUGAGAAAGGAAUAUUUCAGAAGUGCCUGGAACUGGCUGGAACUGCUGCUGCUGCUGGUGUCCAUCCUUGCCAUUGCCUUCAACAUCUACCGCACGGUGAAGGUGUCCCUGCUAGUGGAGGAGCUGCUCUCUGAUGCCAACGUGUAUCCUGACUUCUAUUUCCUUGCAUUCUGGCAAGUCCUUUACAACAACAUGAUUGCUGUCAACAUCUUCUUUGCUUGGAUAAAGAUAUUUAAAUUUGUAGGCUUUAACAAAACCAUGACCCAGCUGGCCUCCACUUUGUCUCGCUGCACCAAAGACAUCAUUGGAUUUGCUUUCAUGUUCUUCAUCAUUUUCUUUGCCUAUGCCCAGUUAGGCUACCUGGUCUUCCAGUCACAAGUUGAAGAAUUUUCCACUUUCCCAAACUGCAUCUUUACACAGUUUCGUAUUGUGCUGGGAGAUUUUAACUUCCAAGCCAUAGAAGCAGCAGACAGAAUCCUUGGACCUCUUUACUUCAUCACCUUUGUAGUCUUUGUGUUCUUCAUAUUGCUAAACAUGUUUUUGGCUAUUAUAAAUGACACCUAUUCAGCAGUCAAAACAGACUUCCUAGUGACACCCAGCCAAGAACUGCAGAUGGGAGACUUCUUCAGACAGAGUUGCAACAAGGCCUUUGUCAAGCUCAGGCUGAAGAAACCAGAGGAGAACCACACACAUGCUGCAGAUACCUGGGAAAGGUUACUGUUGCCUUCAGAGAAAAACGGGUUAUUCUUUGAAGAAAAAAAGCCCAAACCCAAAGGUAUUUUGGUCAGGCGAUACCAGCGGGAACCACUAGAGGGGACUUGGCUUCACCCUCGCACCAGCCCGGCCCGAGUCCGAGUCCUGCAAGGGCGUGGAGCAAGGAGAAGGAUGCCAAAGCCUCCUGCCCUGCACAGCCCUCCCGGGCGGUCUCUGUGUAACCCCGGGGAGGAGGAGCUGUGCCAGGAGAAGGGAGCAGACAGGCCUUUGAAGGGAGCCAGAAAGAGAUGA
Messenger RNA from Merops nubicus (carmine bee-eater), 1889 nucleotides. Its product is annotated as polycystic kidney disease 2-like 2 protein. The annotation marks the transcript as partial. The transcript is spliced from 11 exons. The record is from RefSeq and is a predicted model, not a curated record. Gene Ontology annotation, biological process: detection of mechanical stimulus. Lineage: Eukaryota; Metazoa; Chordata; Aves; Coraciiformes; Meropidae. Gene Ontology annotation, cellular component: membrane. Gene Ontology annotation, molecular function: calcium ion binding; calcium channel activity.